UUCACUUUUCAUGGCUCAAUCACAAAGUCCGACAUCCAUUUGGUGUGAAAGUUCUUUCAUCAGCCUAAGAACUCGGCUCAUUCAUUGAAUAUUAUGCAAAUCAGAUACUUUAUAAAUAAAUGGCUUGGUUUAUUAAACAAGAGAAAUUAGCAUACGAUACAAAUAUAAUGCGAUCGUAAGACAAGACAUAUAAAUCUCAAAUGAGCUAUCUUAACGGGAGUUUGAAUGAUUCUCCUCUAUUGCCAUUUUUCAGACGCAUUUGUCCACAUAAAAGAAGUGACUGCGAUCUGAUUUUCGUUAGUUUACAGCAUGUCGUCGAAUCUGGAAGUUCGCUCUGCGAACUGGAGUAUUCUGUUGGUGGCACUACUUUCAGUUCUCGGUGGAGUCUUCGCCAAGGAUGAUGCCUCUGUGCCCCGACUGAUCACCCUCCAAACUGGAAGUCCCGCUCCGGCGCCGCCACAGGAGGUGAUCAUAGAGGAGGAUCACGAUCAUCAUCACCAUCAUACGCCACACUAUCCGUCAAGCUAUCCGUAUCCAUAUCCUCAGCCACAGCCAUGUCGCUGUCCUCCCGGUCCUCCAGGUCCACCUGGUCCACCGGGACUGCCGGGACAGAAGGGCUAUCCCGGCCUCAAGGGAUCCAAGGGUGACCCCGGCGAGAAGGGACCGCGAGGAGAUAAGGGCCACCACGGCAUGCCUGGAAUGCCAGGCCAACCUGGUCCUCAGGGUCCUCCUGGAUAUCCCGGAGGUUCAUAUCCGCCGUAUCCCUAUCCCCCACCUCCGCCUCCACCACCACAUGGUGGCCCAAAAGGACCCCAUAGGCACUACGAUAACUACUAUGAUGAGGAGGACUAUGACUACGGCAAUGAGCGUUCGUUUGGUCUAAUAAGACCAGAAGAAUUCGACGACCAGCCCUUCAUUUUGGCCUUUAGUGAACGCAGAAAUCCGUUUAGCACAAAAAGCAAUAAAAGACGAAAUUAA
Molecule: messenger RNA, 978 nt
Organism: Drosophila mauritiana
Lineage: Eukaryota; Metazoa; Arthropoda; Insecta; Diptera; Drosophilidae
Product: cuticle collagen 14
Exons: 1
Coding region: 310-978 (222 amino acids)
Source: RefSeq, a predicted model, not a curated record